AACCGGGACCCGUCAGUCCGCAGGCCGAUACUCUAUUCAUUGAACCAAACCGGCUAGGCCAGGCUGCUCUCUUUAAUCCCGAGGGGAAUCUGACCAGAUAAGGGCGGGCGCCGGGACUUCCGGUCCCCGGAUCUGGCUGUUUGCGGAGCUUGCAUAGGAGACUCCCCCACAGGGUCCUCGGUAUCGCAUCCCCUCUGUACCCCCUUCCCUGCGGGGCAUAUGUGAGGGGUAGGGUGUCCAGUAAAAGGAAACAGGAAGAAUGGGCAGGAGAGAGGAAAGAGUCCCUGCAGGAGCCUGGUAGCAGAGCUGGGCCUGGAACUCAGCCCGGAAGGCACUCUUCAGCCGGGAGUCAGCGACAUCCGACAUCGGCUGUGGGAAGCCAGAGAAUAUGACUGGGAUGGUGGAGACCAAGGACCUAGCGCAGCUGCGGCAGCUCAACCUGGAGCUUCUGAGGCAGCUGUGGGUUGGGCAGGAUGCCAUGCGGCGGUUGGUGGCCAAGGCAGCCUCAGAGUCAAGCCUGGACUCCAGCAGCAGCUGUGACUCCGAGAUGCCAUUGUCCCCAAAGACGCCUUCAAUGGCCCAGAGAACCUCCUCUCCACGGGAUGCCAACCAAGGUGACUCCUGCGACAUGUCCUCUCUUGGGGCCAGCUCGGGGGUGCUCUCUCUCCCACCUGUCAGGGAGCCCCGGAGCCCGCUGAGGCCCCGCGGGGCACCGUUGCUGGCCACCUCAGACUCGAGUGACUCAGAGCGAUCAGCAGCGCUGGAGGCGCAGGCACCGAGGUCCAUCCAGGAUCAACUGAGAAAGCUGCCCAAGCUAAGAGUGACCUUCAACAAGGAGUCUCCAGUGCCUGAGAGGAGCUGGCGCCUCAGACCCUACCUGGGCUAUGACUGGAUUGCAGGGUCUCUGGACAACAGCUCACCCAUCAGCAGCAAGCCCGAGGCCUUCUUCUCGAAGCUGCAGGAGUUCCGGGAGACCCACAAGGAGGAGUGUAUUCACAGUGAGCCCGAACCCCAGUUCCCAGGCCGGCGGGAGAGCGACAGUGCCCAGGAAGACCACGAAUGUGUGUACUGUUACCGUGUCAACCGGCGUCUGUUCCUGGUGCCUUCGGACCCUGGCACCCCCUGCCGCCUGUGCAGGACACCCCGGGACCAGCGGGGCCCUACGACACUGGCAGACCCAGCGCAGGUCCGGGUGAGCAUCCCACAGUCCAUCCUGGACCCACCCCACCGCUACCGCAUCCACCGGCGGAAGAGCUUCGACGCCUCCGAUAUGCUGUCCCUGCCCCGGCACUGUCUGCUGGGCUGGGACAUUCUCCCUCCAAAACCCGAGAAAAGCUCCGGCCCCCAGAGCUUGGACCUCUGGUCCUGUGUCACCUCCGAGGCCCAGCACCAGCCGCUGUCGGCCGGCCCUUCCCACCUGGCCCAGUCAGUACGCGUCCCGUCCCCCACCCCGAUCUGGUCAGAACCCCAGGCGCCCCAGCCCCGCCCGCGCACCCUGGUGGACGACCUGAGGACUGGCCACUUGGAGGACAGUGUUCCUGCCAUCGCCUCCAGCCUCUUCCCUCUGGCAGGCGUACCCAUGGGGGUGCCCAUGAGAAGGGAGCCCUGCCCGGCCUCAGCUAGAGGUGGACUCAGGCCCCACCCUCCUAGGUGGGGCCGGUGGGUAGGCCCAGGCCUGUCCCCUUCCUGGGCUCAGAAGGGGUGACGGGUGGGAGGCCAGGGCGUUCUGUCUGCUGUGUUUGGAAAUAAAGCUCAGUGCUGUCUGCCCCCCC
This is a messenger RNA of Myotis davidii, 1772 nucleotides long. RefSeq names its product migration and invasion inhibitory protein (gene MIIP). The transcript has 11 exons. The record is from RefSeq and is a predicted model, not a curated record. Gene Ontology annotation, biological process: negative regulation of G2/M transition of mitotic cell cycle; negative regulation of cell migration. The coding region runs from base 389 to 1705 and encodes 438 amino acids. Lineage: Eukaryota; Metazoa; Chordata; Mammalia; Chiroptera; Vespertilionidae.